Messenger RNA from Monodelphis domestica (gray short-tailed opossum), 1642 nucleotides. NCBI's taxonomy places the organism in Eukaryota, Metazoa, Chordata, Mammalia, Didelphimorphia, Didelphidae. The record is from RefSeq and is a predicted model, not a curated record.
AUGGGUGCCCUCUUGUCAGGGGAUGAACCCCAAGAAUUCCCCCUGGUGGUCCGAGGCCCGAUUCUCGAGGCUCUAACUCUUCACGUCGGGGGCUUGAGCCCCAGCCGGCCCUUCAGCUCCUGCCAGAGCUGCCCUCCCUCCACACGGGUCCCAGGGCUUCGGGCCUGGCUUAAGGCCCCUCCCAGCAGGUGGGGGUCCCCUGAGCCCUUCUGGCCAGGCACGGCUGCUAGCAGUCGGCACCAAGGCUUGCUUUCAAUCAAGGAUGCCAUUCUGGGCGGGGCAGGCGCUUGUCUGUCCCUGUGCACAGCUUUCCUCCUGCCGUGGCUGGCCAGUGGAGGCCGUGCUCGCUGGAAACCAGAGGUGUUCUGGUCUUGGGUGGUUGGUGGCUGCCCCGAGGCCACCUUCCCUAAAGGCUUCCUGGGAUCUGAGACGGAGAGGCCCGCUUCCUCUUGGAGAUUGCCCUCCCCGCUCCCCCUAAGGCCCAGGGAUUUUCUGUUGAAUCCAGACCCUCGGCUUCCAAAUCCAGCCUCGCCACCCCUCCAGGGUCUGAGCGUGUCGCUUCUCGGGAAGCCCCUCCAGAGAGAUGAAGAAUUACAAGAUGGCGCACGCAGCCACAUUGUCACCAGACUAAGAGUACUGGAGAGGGCUAAAGGAGACAACCAAAGGAAUUCAUUUGGCCCUUUCGCUUUUGCCUGCGGUCCGCCGCCUACUGGCAGCCGUGCCAGCUUCCUGGCAUUGCCGCUUCCAAGUUUCGUCGUGGCGCCUCAGAAGCUGACCGAAGGGGGCCCCCUGGGGCGGGGCGACCUGGUCGAGUCACUUUACCGGAGCUUCGCGCUCUCUCCGCCUCUGGGUCUCGCAGAGCAGGAGGCUCUGCUCUCAUAAUCCCCGACUCGGGGGGGCAUUUAGCAGCUGUGUUGGGAAUUAGCCAGACCCUGCAGAGGGUGGGAAGAGCUGAAAAGCCGGGGAGGUUUGGCCCAGGCCACGCCGGCCAUUACUGGGACCUUUUCAGCUGGCGGCCCGUCGGAGGGGUGCACGCUCUUUUUCAAUCGGGCAAAUGCAAAAUGAGGAAAUCGGGACCCCUUUUCCGGAGGGGGACUGCCGAGACGACAUCCUCGGAGAUGUCCGGCUUCCUGAGGGAUGCCCAGGGCAGAGCUCCCUCUUCAUCCGGGAUGUGCAAAGCGAUCUGCUUGUCCGCCCUCGUCCCCAUUCCCCGCGUUGUGCCAGCUGCUGGGCUGGGGCUUCACACCGAAUUCCUGGUGGGAAAAUGGGCCUCCCCGCCACUGCGUAGCUUGAAAGGGGGAAGAAGGAGCCGUAGUGGAUGCUCGUGGACUUGGGCUGGCUUGAUGCCAGCUCGGGGGGGCACGCUAGGGUUAGCUCGAUGACGGAUGGUUCCUGUGCGUCUUGUGGGCCCUCUGGGGUCUCCUGCCGUUUUCACGAAUCGUCCACAGAGGAGGCCGCCCGAGAUUUGUUCUCCUGUAUUGCCACAACUCGGCUUCUGCGCAGCCUUGGCCGCUGGCUUGUGAAGUAGGGGAUUCCCUUGGGAAUCGUGUUCCUCGUUCUGCUCCUUGGCUGAAGUGGCUCUUGGGCUGUUUGACUGGGGCCUCCUGGGCCUUCUCAAUAAAGCGGUGCACUAUUAACAUCC